This is a messenger RNA of Bipolaris oryzae ATCC 44560, 870 nucleotides long. RefSeq lists its product as uncharacterized. The record is from RefSeq and is a predicted model, not a curated record. The transcript has 3 exons. NCBI's taxonomy places the organism in Eukaryota, Fungi, Ascomycota, Dothideomycetes, Pleosporales, Pleosporaceae. The annotation marks the transcript as partial.
AUGAUCAACAAUAAUGGUUUGCCUCCAGGCUAUAAAGCUUGGGGUCCAUUCAUCUCCAAAAACUACACUAUACAUCCAGUGAGUCAAUCGGAUCUUAUUUUAGCGGGCACUGCAUUCGGGAUUGCCAACAUCUUUGGCCUCUCUGCGGCUUUCAUUGGUUUCAGGCAGACGAGAGCGUCCAGACAACCAUGGAAAAAUACAUAUAUCUGGAUGAUAUGGCUUGAAUUGGCUGCUUCGGUGGUCCUUUCCGUAGUCUGCCUGCUGUUCUUACUAAGAGUUAUACGGCCCAGUUUUUACAUGUACAUGGGCAUCUGCAAUCCAGUGGUUUGCUGGGUGGUCCAGAUUCAAGUUUUGCCGCAGAUUAUCGUCAAUCGAAUUCGUGUGGUUCUGCCGGAUAGACAGCGAGGAACGUAUCUGGCUAUAGGAACCGCGGUCAUCGUCACUUUGAUCAACAUCAGCGUCUUUUGCGUGUGGAUGCCCGCGCGUCUUCAGAUCAGUCAAAGAUGGAUACGCAUCAACUCUAUCUGGGAUCGAAUUGAGAAGGUCCUUUUCCUACUCUUGGACGCGUACCUGAACUGGUACUUCAUCAAGACUGUCCAAUCUGAGCUUGUGAGAAACGGCCUGAGCAAGUACAACCGCCUAGUCCGCUUUAAUAAGCGCAUCAUUGUAGUCUCACUCUUACUCGACGUCAUGAUCAUCGCAGCAAUGAGCAUCCCCAACGGAUUCGUGCAGGUCACCACCAACCUUUCCAAUCCUUACGUCAAACUAACGUCAAGCAGCUACGCCAUUUUUCACCCACUAGCCUACCUAGCCAAACUCAACAUCGAAAUGUCAAUGGCCCACUUCAUCCGCACCAUCGCUCUCGCCACC